Linepithema humile (Argentine ant) is the source of this 4960-nucleotide messenger RNA. RefSeq lists its product as uncharacterized. Lineage: Eukaryota; Metazoa; Arthropoda; Insecta; Hymenoptera; Formicidae. The record is from RefSeq and is a predicted model, not a curated record.
CGCUAAGAUCGCGCGCGCAGAGAGUGAGGGAGCGAACGAGCAUGGGUGGGGUCCCAAGAACGAAUCGCUACCUCGCUUCUCUCCUCGCGUCUCGCAAAGUCUAGUCGAGUAAAAUCGUCCAGUGUCGCUGUGCCUUCUACGAACGAUCGCGUGUUACGCGCGACGUUCUCCGAGCAAUGGCCGUUCCGCAGGCCUUUCGAGUUUCGGACGUGCACCUCCGCGGCGAGUCCACGUAAGGAAGAUGGACAUUUCGAGGUCACUCCGGGCCUCCUCGCGAUCUCUGAGAGAGCCACCGUAUCAGUGAAACUAGAGCAGCGAAAGGCGUCGCGCGUAAACGAGUCGUUGCGGUACGCGCGACGAUCAAGCUGUCAAGUUCGAACGCGAGAAAGGCGAGGAGGAAAGCGAGGAGAGAAGGCGGCGCGCGAUUGCGUCGUUAUCGCGAUUAUCGGAGAUCUGGACGACGAGCACCGACCUCGCUUUAUUGUGCAGCGUUUCCGAAGCAGCUACGUCGCAAGGCUACUCUCAAUGAUCGAGAAUCUGGCAUCCGUGACUCAUUCGCGACUUGGCAAGUCCAGGCAGAGGAAGGAGUCGCAUCGCGGAUUUCGACAUCGGAGAUAUUUUGAUACCAAGAAACAUAUUUAUAAUGGAGAAAAAAGGACUGCGCAAGAAGGACAUAUUAAGAAUGGACGGACUCCUGCCUCCAACUCGACGUCUACCAGUUUGUGACGCGGUAUCCAGUGCGUCGGACAAAAAAAAGGACAAGAAAUGGUCCAUAGGUGGAAUUUUGCGGCGCAUAUCUUCGAUAAGAGAUUACGACAGUUCGUCUAACGACGAGGAGAUGGUUUAUUGCAAUCGAACACCAAGGAAGCUCACCAAAUUGAAUAGGCAGCGUGAUGGUAUCGUCCUUCAUUCAAUAGAAAAUAAUUCGGAGCACGAUAAACGGAUAACAGCCGAGAGCAAUGCUCGUCACUCGACGGAUUCGUUGCACUCGCGUCGAGACUCGCUGCGAGAUUCGCGUAGCAGCGACGGGUCGUUGGACGGUUUAGGAAAGAAGACUCGGAGGAACAAGUUGAAAGCACGAGCCGAGGCGAAGAGGGACCAUCUGCGCGCCGACAGCAGUUCCGACGAGGAUUGCCGGAGAUCCAAUAGCUCGCUAAACAGAUUUCAGGGCGCGGAUGGCGCGCAAAAUGGCCAGAGGGGCAGCGUGUGCAGCAGGAGAUCGCGAGCCGCUCGAACGGAGCGCUACAUCAAGCGCUUAUCGCGAGACGACGGCAACGGCAGCGGCGACACUUUGAACGACCUACAUACCAAAAGAUGUUCCUCGGAGUACAGCGAAGAUAAGGAGCGCGCUGUUUGCAGCGAUGCGAAUGGAUUGUGUCGGCCGCCCAUACAUCCGCGCCGACUCGGCGGCGUGUACUCGAACAGUCGUGCGUUUCCGGCUCAGAAGUCUUCCGCGGAGAAUCUACGGGAAUUUGCGGAUUGCACGGGUUUGCCGGAGGUUCUCAAUGACUUCAGGAGGUAUUCUACCGGACAAUACGUCACGGACUUGAAUCAGAAUAACACUUACGGAAAGCUAUCGCGGGAUACCAGGAGAGACGUACACGCGGAUAGCCAUCAAACCGGACAUUUUUUUACAUAUCCCGCGAAGAAUGUGUGCCAUUACGCGGAACCGUUUGACUUUGCCGCUGAUCGCCGAUUAAUUGAUCCGUACAAUCGGCCGCCCGAACCACCGCCGAGAGAUCCCCGUUAUCGCGUAUUCAAUUACGGUUACGGUUCCUAUCCGGCAAACAGGCACCAAAAUGUGCCAAACUCCUCGAGACCGGAAAGCAAUAAAACUGACGUUACGAACGGAAUAUCGAGAUUCGAUUUGAGGAACUUCCGAUCGUACGGAUCGAACGACGAGAUCGCCUGGCGUGACGCGACGGAGCGUGAAUUGGAAAACCCGACGUCGAAUUCCAGGUUACGUAAUUCCUUGGAGCGUACAAAUAAUAAAUAUAACUCCAGUCGUCAGUGGGCGAACAAGGCGGCCUGUGAGGAAACCGAAGCGACGAGAUGCCGACGCAGAAAUACUCGCAACGAUGAGCUAAAUUCCAACGACGCGGAUUACGGCAUGUGCAAGGUCAAGAAUAAAUCAGCGAACAUCUGCGAGUCGAAUAAACACCGCAAGACGAUUUCAUCCGCCGCGUCACCCGACUGGUCGUCCAGAUCUCGCGAGCAGCGUACUUCGCGUUCCGUCACCCCGUGCGACGUUGACAAUCGCAAUGAUAAAAGCAAGAAGGAAGACAGCAGAAGGACGACACCGACCGAGGAAGCUCUGGAGAGGCGGAGAAGCUCGAAGAAUUUGGAGGAAGCUCUUUCCGAGCUUGAAGCGAUAUACAACAGCCUCCGCCUCGGCGAUGAGGACCUGCUGGACCGCGCUGAACGCCGAAGCAUGGAGGAAUUUAGUCUGAAGCACGGCAAGAGUGAGCUCGACGCGACGACUGUAAUUAAUCGGGACUCGCCUGACAGGACGAAAGACGAUAUGGCCUAUCGAAGAAUGCAUCCCAAGGAGAGGCCUACGUCGCUGUCGGAUGUCGCUGGCCGGUCGACUCUGUCCAACAUCAGUUAUCUCAUCGCCUCGCCCGUGCUGUCGCGCCGCGACUCGGCGGAGGAUCUCGCGCGCUCAUCGUCGACUUAUCCGUUCGCACGUCGGGACGAACCGGACGUAACGCGCGACGACGUGGUCUUCCGCAGUAUAAGCCACGCCAAUAACACUCUCCGAGUGAUCGAGCCGCAGCCGCCGUUCGGUAUUCCGCUCGGGCCGGUCACGACGGCGACCGAGAGCGAUUAUCUGCACACAACACCGACGAAACCGGAGCAGCCGCGCUCGCUGUAUAUACCGCAAUGCGAGCCUGACGUCGUCACGGAUGACUUGGCUUACCGAGCGCUGAGAAAGGACACGGCGCGAAACGUCGGAACGGAGAGCAAGAGCGACGUAUCGAAGGAGCAGUCGAUAACUUGCGGCGUGAAAAAGAAGCGUGCCAUUAGAUCGUUGUCGGCGAAUCUCUACGGGUUAAUCAAUCAGGAUCGAAUUCAUCUGCGACGCGAGCCCAGUCUUGACGUCGUCGGCGACGAGAUGCAGAACAUCGCGGGAAACUUCGCCGCGACGUCCGAGCGACCGGAAUAUCUUAGACGCGUCGUGAGCGACGGCGAGCUGUCCGAUAACGAUAGAUGGAAGGAACCAAAGGCGAUCGAUAUCAACGGCAAUCACCCGGUGGACGCGUGUCGGAAGAAAUUACGCGUUUACGUAUCGCCGGAAGCGACGAUACGGAAAAGUCCGAAGAAGGAGAAGGAAUCGAAUGUCGCAGAGUUUUCCGAUGCCAUGCUGUCUUCGAAAGCCGUCUUGGACGACGAGUUUUGGCACGAGUAUCUGCGCUCAGAUUCCACCGCCUCGGUGACCAACAGCAGUCGUAGCGCGGAAACGGACUUUACCGCGUACAGUCGCCUCUGCCAAGAUCUGGUCGAUUUAAUAAAAAGCAGCGACGAUGACAAAACGACGCCGCCGAUCGAGGCGAGAUCGUCGGGCAAUUCCAUCGUAGACGCCGUUGAGCCGUCCGAUAAAUCGGACAGCGUCGGCGUGCAACUCAGGAUCGAUGAACCGUCAAGUGUUCAUGUGCGCUCUCUAGAUAGUCGUUACUCGGGAUCGCAAUGCGAAGAGGAGAACAUCGAGAGCGAGAACGCGGAAAGUACGUUCUCGACUACGAAUUCCACGGAAACGUCAGAAUCGGCGCCAGCACCCGGCAACCUUGAUUUCUAUCUUCGCGUGGCGGACGAAAAUGUCAAGCUGAUCGCGGAGGCUUUCGGCAGCGUGGCCGACCGCCUACGCGACAGCCGCCUUUCCGCUCGCAAGAAAAAUAAUUCUUUGGCAUCGCACGGCUCCGAGGCGGAGAAUCAAAGCGGCAGCGCGCGCAGCUCCGCUUUGUACAGUCAAGAAGAGCAAACGAGCGAUGACCGGCCUGUCGUCGCCCCGAGGCUCGAAGAGUCUCCGCGCCAGAUUUCGAAGCACAACUCCUGGACGAGCAACGACGGGGACCAAAGCGGCGCGAGUCGCUUCGAUAAUAUUUCCACUGCCGACGCGGAACUGGAUUUGUCCAGAGCCGUGCGCGACCUGCAAUUGGCCGCAGCCAGUCUGUGCGAGCACGGACGGGAGAUCGAGGAAUUGAAGAUAAAACGCGGAAGAUUGCCGCGCGUCCACAACGUGACGCCGAUCACCGCGUCAACCGACACGGACGAGGGCAAUCCGGUCUGCAAGAUCGGUCUGAUCGUCGAUACGCAGGAGCAAGAACGCGAUCAGGAGGAGACCGUGGUACUGCCUAACGAAAGGAUUGAGCCGCGAAGUGACGCGCGAAGCGAGGAGAAGCGUCGCGAAGGUGAGCGCACAGUGUGCGAGCUUGAUCGUACAAAAUCGUGCUAUGCGGAGGCCGCGCGUUUUGUACGCGUCCCCUGUGUCACUAACCUCAUAACCGUCAUGGUAACGACGUACUCCAUGCUCCUGCUCGCUUGUCUCCUUGCAUUGCUUUUAGCGAUCGUAGUGGCAUCGUGACGGACCGGGCUGUUUUUAAGCGCAAAUUAUAUUGUGUGUUUGCGAUUAUGUAAGAAUCGCGGCGGAUGCGAGCGCAUCGCCGUUUAUCGUCAUCGAUGCCUUUUAAUCCUGUGUUUUAUCUGCAAAUGUUACUAAUUUCUCCAGGUUUCCAGGCGCUCGCACGCUCACAAUGACGCUCGCAUUGAAAUACCCGUUUCGUACUGACGGUCGACAUGGUAAUGCGACACAAGGCGAGGCAGGUUGAUUUUUUUGUAAUAAGAGAAACUCAAAGAGAAAAGAGCGUUGCAAUUUCUGCAGGCUGUUUCAGGCACAUCGAUUUAUUAUUGUUGCUCUUGUUGCUGUUGUUGGUUUUAAUAAAGUUUAAAUGUUAAUCUCUUA